AUGGUCGCGGCCAAGCGUCGGAAUGGAUUCCACGUGCCGAUCGUCCACCGCACGGCGCACGCGCGACGCGACGCGGUCCGGCCUCCCGCCUCCGUCGUCCCCACCCCCAUGUCCAUGUCCUCCCUCGACUCCGCGCUGCAGCCGCAGGGCUUCCACUUCACCGUCUCCACCUCGUGCGCCCUCCACGUCCUGCACGACCUCGGCCCCGAUGUGUACGCCGACGAGUACGAGUUGGCACAACGGCCAGACUACACCACCGCCCUCUGGGGCCUCUCAGACCUCGAGCGACCUCUCUCUGCCGUGCCUCCAGACGGGACCGUCCUCCUCCUGACUGCUGGGCUCAGGCCCGGCUCGAGUGUCACGCUAGACGUCCCCCUGCAUGCCCGGUAUGCAACGCCGGUCUCCGGAGACUCUGCUGCAUAUCACACCGCGCGACUACGGAGGCCGCUCGGCUUUCUAUCAUGCCCCCUCGACAAGCCAGCGCCCGUGCCGGACGCCCUGCUCUCCUACGUCUCGCUCCCCGGAUGGCCGACUGGCUCCCUUGCUCUGAUCCACGACGCUGCGCCCCGGGAUCCGCUCGAGGUCACCGUCCCGGUGGGGGUGCUGGAAGACCUCAAAUGGGUCGACGUCGGCACUGCGGCGGUCAUGCUCGCCGCGUUCUUCUACCUGCUCGCGUCCGCAACUCGCACCGCCCGCCGGCUCGCCGCCAAGUCGUCCACAAAAACGGAUUGA
This is a messenger RNA of Epithele typhae, 732 nucleotides long. RefSeq lists its product as uncharacterized. NCBI's taxonomy places the organism in Eukaryota, Fungi, Basidiomycota, Agaricomycetes, Polyporales, Epitheliaceae. The record is from RefSeq and is a predicted model, not a curated record. Gene Ontology annotation, biological process: GPI anchor biosynthetic process. Gene Ontology annotation, cellular component: endoplasmic reticulum membrane. The coding region runs from base 1 to 732 and encodes 243 amino acids. The transcript has 3 exons.